This is a messenger RNA of Dothidotthia symphoricarpi CBS 119687, 744 nucleotides long. RefSeq lists its product as uncharacterized. The transcript has a single exon. The record is from RefSeq and is a predicted model, not a curated record. NCBI's taxonomy places the organism in Eukaryota, Fungi, Ascomycota, Dothideomycetes, Pleosporales, Dothidotthiaceae. Bases 1 to 744 code for a protein of 247 amino acids.
AUGGCUAUGGAUUACCCGCAAUCGUUAUUCAAGCGCACAUCGCUGUUCCGCCGCUUCUCGAAGCAGGGCCGGAAAGCGCAGAACGACGCUGUAUAUCCGCCGAACAGCGAGACAUUCCGCCCUCCACGACGAGACUCGACGCUCCAGCUACGCACCCCGCCGCAAACCCCGUCAUCAUCCUCGUCGUCGCAGCACCAACGACAACACAGCAACAGCAGUAGUCCCGCCGCCACCGCCGCCGCCGCCAAACCCGACCUAAUAACCCACAUCCACCGCAUCGACCUACCCCGCCACCCCAGCAGCAGCAACACACCCACCCACACCUCGCCCACCUACCGCACCCCCCGCGUCUCCCCAACCGCGCUCCCCACCCUCCCCUUCCCCACAACGCAAUCCCGCACCAUCCACACAAAACCCUGGAACGUCUUCCUCCCGCCCACGCACAUCUUCGCGCUGUACCUCGGCGCCCUGCCCACAGAUACGUGCGACAAGUGGUUCGUGUACUCUGAGGGGCCUGAUGCGGCGGGGAAGCUCAAAGUGCAUUUCCAUCAGCGGUGGACGGGGGUGAAGGUCGCGGAGCUGUUUGUUGUGGUUGAUUUGCGGGGCGAGGGCGCGGGGAAGGUUGUCGGGAUUAAGUGGGAUGGGGGGGAGGGGAUGAAUUGUAUGGGGGUUGGGGAGGCGAGGUAUCUUGUGAGGGGGUGUUGUCGGUGGGCGUUGGGGAUUGAGGUUGAGGAGGGGUGUUGA